Sitophilus oryzae (rice weevil) is the source of this 1718-nucleotide messenger RNA. Its product is annotated as U3 small nucleolar ribonucleoprotein protein MPP10. The record is from RefSeq and is a predicted model, not a curated record. Lineage: Eukaryota; Metazoa; Arthropoda; Insecta; Coleoptera; Curculionidae. Gene Ontology annotation, cellular component: sno(s)RNA-containing ribonucleoprotein complex; nucleus; Mpp10 complex. The transcript is spliced from 6 exons. Bases 121 to 1710 code for a protein of 529 amino acids. Gene Ontology annotation, biological process: rRNA processing.
UAGAUUUUAACAUUUUAACCAUACUUUUUUGUGCAUGUUUAAUGUUUAUAUCAUUUUUAUAUAGUUUAUUUCCUUAUAUUUUUAAUGUUAUUAUAAUUUGAUUUGUUUUUAAUUUAUAAAAUGACACUCGAGUUGCAGAAAUUUAUAUCGAAUUUUCAGAAGGUUACAGAUAGUCCUACAAAUUACCUGUCCGUAGACGAUGAUUUAGUUGAUCGUUUAAAAGGCCAUAUUAAAGAUAUAUAUGAUUUCACUAAAAAAGAACAUAAAAAUGGCUCAUUAAAAUCACUACCGAAAUUAAUUGUAAAAGAUUUUGAUUCCGAACAAAUAUGGCAGCAAGUAAAUUUACAGAAUGAAGAUGUUUUAAAUAGCUCCGUAACCGUUAUUAGCAAGUUAUUAUCUAAUAAAAAUAAACUAGUAUUUGGCGAAAAUAUUAAGAAAAAUGAAGAUGCAGUUGAUACACAAAUAAAUUCUGAAAAUGAUAUGUCUGAAUCAGAUGAAGAUGAUGAAGAAGAAGAAGGUAAUAAGAUAGAAGCUUCUGAAGAUGAUAGCGAUAUAUCUGUUGAUAAACUCAAAAAUACUAAUAGUAAGAGCAAAAGGAAAUCAGUUGUAGAUGAUGAGUUUUUUAAACUAGAUGAAAUGGAAGCUUUCUUAAACAAAGAAGAAAAUAAUGGAAAUGCUAAUGACUCUGAAAGUGAUUCAGAGAAUGAAAGUGACAAAGAGAGUAUAGAUUUAUUUGAGGAAAAUGAAGACUCUGGAGAAAGCACUGGGGAAGAUGAUGCUAAAAUGGCCAAAUUUAAGGACUAUUUUGUUAAAAAAGAUGACACAACAGAAGACAAGGGCAAGAGAAAGAGAGGUUUCAGCGAAUCUAAUUCAGAUGAAGAAGAACAUGAAGAAAAGAUUCAACUAUCAAAGUUUGAGCUUAGGCAGCAAAGGUUAAGAACGAAAAUUGAAGAGAUGGAAGAACAAGCAGUCAGCGAAAAACCCUGGCAAUUGAAAGGAGAAAUUCAUGCUGAUAGCAGACCACAAAACUCGUUAUUGGAGGAAGUUGUUGAAUUUGAUAUAACAUCUAGACCAGCACCUGUUAUUACCGAAAAUACCUCAUUACAACUGGAGGACAUCAUCAGGCAAAGAAUAAAAGACAAGGUUUUCGAUAGCGUAGAACGUAAAGAAAAACCAAUCAAUUCUUUGUUAGAGUACAAGAAACAACUAGUAUUGAACCAGGAAAAGAGCAAAGAAUCACUGGCCCAAAUCUACGAAAAGGAAUUCCUGGAUAAACAGGCUGCACUGGACCCGAACAAUGCAGAAAAAGAAGAAGAAGAACCAGAGUUACACAAGGAAGUGCGAAAAAUGAUGGGAGACUUAUUUAACAAACUGGAUGCUUUGUCAAAUUAUCAUUUCACCUCCAGACAAUCUGUUCCAGAACUGAAAAUAGUCAGUAAUUUACCGGCAAUAAACAUGGAAGAUGUCGCUCCGGUAGCUGUCAGUGAUGCAGCGUUAUUAGCACCUGAAGAGGUUAGGAAUAAAGUCAAAGGAGAUAUUACAGGUGAAAGCGAAAGGUCGAAAACUGAUAAAAAUCGUGAGAGACGUAAGAAGAAGCUAAAACAGAAAAUUCACAGUAAGUUGAAAGAGAAGAAGGAAGCAGCAAAAAAAAUUGUAGACGGUGUUCCUAGAAAAUAUGGUAUUAAACAGAAAAAAAUAAAGAAAGUUUAAACCACAAA